Messenger RNA from Penicillium macrosclerotiorum, 1560 nucleotides. Its product is annotated as cytochrome P450. The record is from RefSeq and is a predicted model, not a curated record. Gene Ontology annotation, molecular function: oxidoreductase activity, acting on paired donors, with incorporation or reduction of molecular oxygen; heme binding; monooxygenase activity. The transcript has 2 exons. NCBI's taxonomy places the organism in Eukaryota, Fungi, Ascomycota, Eurotiomycetes, Eurotiales, Aspergillaceae. Bases 1 to 1560 code for a protein of 519 amino acids.
AUGAGCCGCGAGAUUGGCCUCACUGGUGAAUUUAGUAUGUGGCUGGCCAAACAGGUGGAAAAUUUGAAAUCUCCUGUAUGCCAGGUCUUUGUGCGACCGUUCUCGAAGCCGUGGAUCCUCGUCGCAGACUUUCGCGAGGCACAAGAUAUUUUAAUGAGACGGCCUGAAUUCGACAAACCUAAGUUUCUGAGUGACGGUAUGGAGUGCUUGGGUGACUUCCACGCGCGGUACAAAACCAAUGAUGCCUUCCGUGAGCGUCGUCGCUUGAAACAGGACUUGAUGACGCCAACCUUUCUCAACGGUUUCGUGGGUCCUGCAAUACACUCCAAGGGCCUGGAACUGGUCCAGCUUUUUGAGGCGAAGGCAGAGCUGUCCCAAGGCAGGCCAUUUAGUGUCCAAGCAGAUUACGACUACGCCGCUCUUGACGUGAUGCUGAGCUAUGCCUUUGGUGACAACUUGGAGGAUUCAGCUAUCCGGCCACAGCUGGAGGCAAUCCGCCAGCUAGAUGGCUCUCAAAUUCCUAAUGGUGACAUUAAUGAACCUGUGGUGUUUGCUCCAGCCAGGCUUACCCCUUUUCUUCAGGCAGUUCAUGAUGCACCCGAGGUACUCGAGAAGACCACAGUAUCCUGGACCCCACGGUUGAGCCACUGGUGGUGGAAGCAGCAGACGUGGUAUAAGAAGAUAUUUGAACAGAAAAGCCGCGUUGUUCCGCAGCAGUUAUCGAAGGCCAUUGCAAAUUACCGUAAUGGAUCUAUCAAAUCGGCUUUGGAGCAUAUGCUGAUGCGCGAGGCCAUGAUGGCAGAAAAGCAGGGCCGUCAGCCCCAGUUUGAAAGCAAGAGUCUGGUUGAUGAGGACCUCUUGAAGGCGUUUGCCGAUCUAAUCGCAGGUCACCAUACCACUGGGGGCUCUAUGGGCUGGGUAACAAAGUUCUUGACAGGAUAUCCUGAGACGCAGGCAUCUCUGAGGGCAGCCCUGUACGCGGCAAUUCCCGAGGCUAUCGCAGAUAGGCGAUCGCCGACCUUCGAGGAGUUGCGGCGGGCUAAAGUCCCCAAUCUUGAAGCGAUUAUCGAGGAUAUGCUGCGACUGACGCCAUUUAGCAUGACGCGCGAGGCAACAACAAAUACAGAAAUCUUGGGUUGUAAAAUUCCUAAAGAUUGUCAAGUGUUUAUGGUGAACGGCGGACCAGGAUACCUGUCCUUGUCUUUACCCGUCGACGAAGCCAAACGCAGUCCGACCUCCCAGGCUUCCCGCGUACGAGACAACUGGGACGAAUCAAAGGACCUGAAAAUCUAUGACCCCCAACGAUGGCUUGUGGUUAAGGAUAAUGGAAGUGUUGAGUUUGAUGGGGCAGCCGGGCCACAACUGGGUUUCGACAUGGGGAUCCGGCAAUGUUGGGGCAGAAGAAUGGCCCAUUUGGAGAUAAGGACAAUUAUUGCUCUUAUUGUGUGGAACUUCGACUUACUCGACAUCCCGAGCUCGCUUGGCGGUUACGCAGGAUUCGAUGGUAUCUCACGCCAGCCGCAAAGGGUCUUUGUUCGACUGAGAAAACAGGCGCUGUAG